UGGUUAUAAUGCAGCAUUCUUUUGGUCAGGGCGCAGUCAGUAACACCUCUGUCUUCGUGUUUACGUUUUUUCGUUGUUACUAUUUGGCAGUAUAAUAGAAAUAGUAAUUGAAUUGAUCGGACUGUGUUUUAAGAUGGCUGGAGCCUAGCAAGACAGUGCUAGCCGCUUGAUUCCUACAGAGAAGUCAUGGAAGAUUGAAUGGAUCAGAAAUCACAAAACGAAUACAUAUUUGGUCUUUCGUUUAUUUGCUAUAUUUGGAUCUUGUCGAUUACACGCGGAUUUGAAGAAUCAAAAAGAAAACCCUGGUUACUUUUGGAAAGCACUCCUGCGAGCCGAUGAUAAACGACAAAGGAAACAAUUAAAGUGUGGAAAACAGGUGUGAACGAUCCUACAAAGUCCCCCACCGAAAAAGAGAAUAAGCGAGAAAUGUUGCUGCGCAGGUACUAUAUUUUCUGUCUGCGGUUCCUCGCGAAGUUUCUGGCGCAGGAGUUGACUGGUCUCCCACCAAGAGGCCUCUGUAAAGAAUCUGUCACGUGACGCAAGUUUUCCAGAAGCUCUACACAAUGCAGAACAAGACAGACAACAUCAACACCUCAUUAUUGGGCAGUGACUCGUUUAAGGGUGACGACACAUUUGGAUACAGUGAUACGACAGAAGUUUCACUCUCUGUGGAACUGCGGGAAAACGACAGGGGGAUGAAUGCUUGUACAUUGCUGAAGACUGCGAUGGAUGACACUCGGGACUGCACUCCAUGUGAACUUUAUCGAGGCUGUACAGAAUCACCCCUCCUAUCCCCUACAGGACAAACAUGCAGCUCCUCAACCGGGGACCUUACUAUUGACGACAAGCUGAUAUUCCCGUGGAUGACGGAGUCUAUGAAAAAAGGCAAGCAGAAAAGUCAUAGCUUCUGCGAUGCAUCCAUUGGUGAGAGCCGACCCGAUGGCUCAGGUGGCUGUAAAAGGACGCGCACGUCGUACACCAGCAAUCAGCUGCUGGAGCUGGAGAAAGAGUUCCACUUUAAUCACUAUCUAGGCAAACCGCGACGCCAUGAGAUGGCCAACCUACUGAAGCUUAGCGAAAGACAGAUCAAGAUAUGGUUUCAGAACCGCAGGAUGAGACAUAAAAAAGACACAAAAUUGAAAGGCCCGCCCUCUUCACCAAAUGCGUGCCUUCCAUCGUCCCUGCAAAUGGACAUUAGUUCUUCACUUAAAUCACCUACAGAGAAUUACAUGAAUCCUCCUUCCGUUAGCAAUAGCAGAAAUGAUGCAUGCUGUAUGAGCGAGAUUUCCAGAAAUUCCGAGGGUCAUUGGUCCUACGUGCAAAAACACAGACCUUCAAAUGACCAAUAUUCUGCAAGGCUAAAUGAUGGAAGUAGUUUCACCUUUAGUAGAGAAAGCUUUUAUUGUAAUGUUGAAGGUAACUGUGAGGAUUUUAUUGCGCUCUCCGAACCUCAAAUUCGCAGACUUGGUUGUCUUAGGUCUCAUAAUAUGACUGGUCAGCAGAGAGCAAGUCUGAAUCAGAGAGCAUGGCCGCUCACUUACCCCAGUGAACAGUGAAAACAAUCAUCCGCCUGAAUCUCUUUUAGGCACACAAAUGCACUUUAUUUGCAAGCACAGGCUGAACGUACUUUCAUAUUACUGCUAACAUAUACAUAAGACACACACACACACACACACACAAACACACAAACAC
Molecule: messenger RNA, 1692 nt
Organism: Silurus meridionalis
Lineage: Eukaryota; Metazoa; Chordata; Actinopteri; Siluriformes; Siluridae
Product: homeobox protein Hox-B3-like
Exons: 5
Coding region: 564-1556 (330 amino acids)
Biological process (GO): regulation of transcription by RNA polymerase II
Cellular component (GO): nucleus
Molecular function (GO): DNA-binding transcription factor activity, RNA polymerase II-specific; RNA polymerase II cis-regulatory region sequence-specific DNA binding
Source: RefSeq, a predicted model, not a curated record